Molecule: messenger RNA, 1563 nt
Organism: Ustilaginoidea virens
Lineage: Eukaryota; Fungi; Ascomycota; Sordariomycetes; Hypocreales; Clavicipitaceae
Exons: 4
Coding region: 1-1563 (520 amino acids)
Biological process (GO): xenobiotic detoxification by transmembrane export across the plasma membrane
Cellular component (GO): membrane
Molecular function (GO): xenobiotic transmembrane transporter activity; antiporter activity
Source: RefSeq, a predicted model, not a curated record
AUGCAACGGCAAAGCUUUUUAGCUCGACUUCGCCAGCAGCUCUGCAGAACCAAGCUCCCAGGCCAACACCACGAAGACUCUAUUCCCUCUCAUGCGACUGAGACAUCACCGCUACUAAAGUCCGAUUCAUGCCUUGACCAUGAUCAUGGGAUCAUCGUAUGUGUCCGUCGCCGACAGAAUAUCGACCAGCCAGAACAAGGAAUCCUCUCGCUUGACGAUAAUCCCGUUACUUGGCUGCACGAGGCCAGGACCAUUGCAUCUUAUUCGCUCCCUCUCACUGUCACAUUUUUGCUCCAGUACUCAGUCGAUGCCCUGAGUCUCAUCGCCGCGGGAAGGCUCGGGAAGCGUGAGCUGGGAGCGGUAUCUUUGGCCAAUAUGUCAGCUGCAAUUACAUGCUUCGCACCCAUACAAGGCCUAGCAACAAGCUUGGAUACUCUUUGUGCUCAGGCCUACGGCUCCGGGCGAAAGCAUCUCAUCGGCCUCUACUGUCAGCGCAUGGCCCUUUUUCUCUUAUGCCUCUGCAUCCCCAUAUCUAUCCUGUGGCUGUACGCCGAGCCCAUCAUGAAGCACCUGGUGUCAGACGCCGAGUCUGCCCGCCUAGCAAGCUUGUAUCUCGUCGCACUAACAUGCGCAAUUCCGGGCUAUGUCAUUUUUGAGAUUGUGAAGCGAUUUCUCCAAGCGCAGGGGCUCUUUCAGGCGACAACCUACGUUUUACUCGUCGCAGCGCCUUGCCAUGCCAUCGUGGUUUCUGUCUUGAUUCGGAAAUUUGGUUUCAUCGGUGCUCCAAUGGCGGUUGCGGCCACAAGGACGUUGAUAGCUGUCCUUGUCCUCCUCUACGUUAGGUUUAUCAAUGGUUCUGGCUGCUGGGGAGGUUUCAGCCACCGAGCACUCACCAACUGGUGGACCAUGAUUCGGCUGGCGAUUCCAGGGAUGAUCAUGGUAGAAGCAGAAUACCUUGCUUUUGAAGUCAUGAUUAUUGCUUCCAGCCAGUUUGGCACCGACUAUCUCGCCGUCCAGGGCAUCUUGUCGGCAAUCGCGACGAUUUCAUUUCAGGUCCCCUUUUCCAUGUCGAUUGCUGCCUCCACGCGAAUCGCCGGCCUGAUAGGUGCCGGGGCGGUUGGCGCCGGUAAGGUUGCAGCUAAAAUGGCCUUGACCGCAGUUUGCAUUACGGGCUGCCUCAACUUCAUCGUGUACAUCUUAUUUCAAGCCCGACUUCCCUUUAUAUUCACCGACGACCCGGUUGUCGCGAGACUGGCUACGCAACUCUUGCCGAUGCUGGGCCUCACGACAUUUCUGGAAGGUGUAGGAGCGACAGCCCAUGGACUGCUGCGAGGCAUCGGCAGGCAAUCAAUUGGCGGGCCGGCCACUCUUUCAUCGUAUUACUUUGUUGCGCUACCUACCUCUUUGGCAUUGGGUUUUGGACUUGACUGGAAGCUGCAUGGUCUCCUUUGGGGUCUAACGCUUGGACUGGUUGUCGUAUCACUUAUAGAAUACACAUAUCUGUGCAUGGCGAAUUGGAACAAGGCAGCCACGGAAGCGACGGCCAGGAAUGCUGCAGGUUGA